GGGGGGGGGGCGGCGAGACACAUCAGCCGCGGAGGGAGAAGUGGAGGUAUCAGUGUUAGGCGGCGCAGCUCCAAGCAGAGGACACGCACACCGUGUGCACCAUCAGCCGCGCGCUUUGUGGAAUAACAAACAUUUGUGGGCAAGAAAAGCUGCAGGACACACCUGAUGGAUGAAAGAAUAGCACAUUUACAGGAAAGACACUUCAUGGAGCGCGCAGACUUUCUGGGGGUGGACUACCCCUCUCUGUACAUGUGCAAAUCCAAAAGGGGAAUAAAACGGGAGGAUGGUGGCAAGGACGCUUAUAAGUUACCACACCGUUUGAUAGAGAAAAAGAGGAGGGACCGAAUCAAUGAAUGUAUCGGUCAACUGAAGGAUCUGCUGCCGGAGCAUUUAAAGCUGUCGACGCUGGGCCAUUUGGAGAAGGCGGUUGUCCUGGAAUUAACCCUGAAACAUUUAAACGCAUUGACUGCAGUCACUGAGCAGCAGCACCAGAAGAUCAUUGCUUUGCAAAACGGGGACCGGUCAAUGAAGUCGUCCAUUCACACCGAUGCAGAAGCUUUCCACUCUGGUUUUCAAACGUGCGCCAAGGAAGUCCUCCAGUACCUGAGUCAGUUUGAGAACUGGACAGCGCACGAACAGAGCGGUGCCCAGCUGGUCCAGCACCUCCACAAGGCCCUGGCCAGGGUUCAAUCCAGCACGCUCUUCCCCCCGCAGCAGCAGCAGCUCCCCGUCGGCGUCACACCGGAUGGGCACAAAGCCGACAACCAGGCCAACUGCGUCCCGGUCAUCCAGAGGACCCAAGGCGGGGAUCUGACCGAGAACGACACGGACACGGACAGUGGCUACGGGGGCGAGGGGGGCAAGGACAAAGAGUGUGAGCACAGCAACACCUUGCAGGCAGCCAAAGGUGUGAAAAUCAAGCAGGAGUUUGGAGACGAUCGCCCGGCCAAGAAACCAAAGAUGAACUGGUCCGCAAAUGGCUCGGGGGCUGCUGAUAUGGCGUUGAUGAACUCGCUGAUGGGAUUAACCGGAGUGGGACAGCAGACACCAAUUUGCAUGCCUUUCUACUUCAUCAACCCAUCAGCCGCUUCCUCGUACAUGCCUCUUUUUGAUAAAAGCAACAUGGAAAAGGGCAUGUACCCAGCGGCGGCCCUGGCCUCCCCCUUCCCGUGGCUGUACCCUGCACAAGCGUCCGCAGCUGCGGCCGUAGCGGCCGCUGCGGCCUUCCCGAGCUUGUCGGCGCAAUUAGGCGCUUCAUCUCCGUGCGAGGACCCCCAAAUCGACGGCAACACCCACGAGCCCGAGAUGAGCUCACCCGAGGACGAAUGUCCCACGAGUGACGAAGGUGACGACGAUGAAGAGAGUGGGAUUCAGCGGCCGCGUGACCAGUUGCCAGUCUGUCAAACCAGCUAACUUGUCUGGAUCGGAUCACCUUCAUCUUGGAGGCCAUACACUCUCAUAUCAGAUGCAUUUGUUGUGUGAAUGCUGAGAGUCAAGCACCCCUAACUUAAUAGAUAAUAAUAUUAUAUUUAUUAUUCUUACAGUUUGCAUGCUCUUCUGAGAUCUCGGUCUUCUCACGAAUUGCAAAAACACGCACAAAAAACCCAGACUAAGCACAAGUUGCACAGUCGCACAGU
Molecule: messenger RNA, 1637 nt
Organism: Syngnathus acus (greater pipefish)
Lineage: Eukaryota; Metazoa; Chordata; Actinopteri; Syngnathiformes; Syngnathidae
Gene: bhlhe41
Product: basic helix-loop-helix family, member e41
Exons: 5
Coding region: 166-1413 (415 amino acids)
Biological process (GO): regulation of neurogenesis; anterior/posterior pattern specification; circadian regulation of gene expression
Cellular component (GO): nucleus
Molecular function (GO): RNA polymerase II cis-regulatory region sequence-specific DNA binding; protein dimerization activity; DNA-binding transcription factor activity, RNA polymerase II-specific
Source: RefSeq, a predicted model, not a curated record